GACUGCCAAUCCUCCGCUGUAGUUUACCGGAGACUACAACCGUCAUUCACUCUGCUGAAGACUAGAGAGAACACACAGACACCAUCAUGAAACAAAUGCUCAUAUUUGGGGUUUUUGCUUUUGCUACAUUCUACAUGGUUCACACUGAAGAAACAGAUUACUGUCUCCUACCACAGGACGUGGGUACAGCUCCAGCCUCCGGAGCAGAGGACUUCCAGAUCAUGCUGUAUUAUGACGCAGCUAAAGACCUGUGCUACCCCUUCAAGUACCUGGGGGAGGGGGGCAACGCUAACCGCUUCCCCCUGGAGAGGGUCUGUAUGAGGAACUGUUCUGCCAAGGCAGAGGAGAUCUAUCCCGUGGAUGGUGAGAUAACACACAUUUAA
Molecule: messenger RNA, 383 nt
Organism: Salvelinus sp. IW2-2015
Lineage: Eukaryota; Metazoa; Chordata; Actinopteri; Salmoniformes; Salmonidae
Source: RefSeq, a predicted model, not a curated record